Molecule: messenger RNA, 1962 nt
Organism: Ixodes scapularis (black-legged tick)
Lineage: Eukaryota; Metazoa; Arthropoda; Arachnida; Ixodida; Ixodidae
Product: cytochrome P450 2C8
Exons: 9
Coding region: 1-1962 (653 amino acids)
Molecular function (GO): heme binding; monooxygenase activity; oxidoreductase activity, acting on paired donors, with incorporation or reduction of molecular oxygen
Source: RefSeq, a predicted model, not a curated record
AUGGACCAACCGCCACCAGCUGAAACACCCGAAAGAGGGGAUCCUGGACCAUCACAUGGCAAGUCACCACCUCAAUGUACCGCCCCACCACCGCCGACCCUUAUCCCCGGUGACCUCAAGAAAGCUCCUAUUAAAAGACGAUGUACAGACCCAGACUCAUAUCACGACUAUGAUGAUGACAAGACCUCUACUUAUUCCGUUCAAGAUGCUAUUUUACAUUCCAAUGAAGACGAGUCUCCAGAAGAUCCCAUGCAAGUUCUGGAAGCCGAUGAAGAUAAUCGGCCCUUUACCCCAGUCCACUACAAGAAAAACCGCCCUGCGGGCAUUCCAGUGGUUUUCAAACCCAACAGUUCCAAUGCAUCCUUGUGGAGGGUGAAUCCUAACGAAGUGGCCAAAGAGAUCAUUGAUGUUGCACAGGAGAAGCUACUCUCACAUAGGAUGAACAAAGACGGAAGCCUUUUCACUGCGGAAUAUACGGCACUGCUGUACGCGACUGGAGUCACGGCCCUGGCGUCCUUCCUGCUACUUUUCUGGUACCAACACGAAGGCGGCAGACCCAGCAAGGUGAAGCUGCCUCCGGGACCCCGAGGCCUUCCACUAUUGGGGAACGUGACGGUGAGCAGCUACGACUUCCACUACCGGAAAUGCACCGAGUGGGCCCAGAAGUACGGACCCAUUUUCAGGUUCUGCAUUGGCAAAGUUAACGUGGUCGUGCUGAACGACUUCGCCUCGAUAAAGAAAUACCUUUCUAUGGAAGCGACCUUGAUCCGUUCCCAGCGGUCCAUUUUCGAGGGAGUGACUAUGGGCAUGACGACCCUCAGCGGUCCUGCUUGGGUGGAGAACAGACGGUUCUGUCUUCGAGUACUCAAGGAUCUGGGCUUCGGAAAGAAAUCGAUGGAGGAGCAUAUUAAGGAGGAACUACGAUACUUGAUCGCCAGGCUUGUGGACGCUAAAGGAUCACCCGUACCAAUCCGAGAACACCUCAUACCGAGCACGUCCAACGUCAUCACAGCCCUUCUCUUUGGGACCACCUACAGUUUCGACGACCCCAAGCGCAAGUACCUGGACAAGCUCCUCGCGCGACUCUUCAAGAUAAUAAUGUCCGGCUCCGCGGUCGAUUUCCAACCUUACUGGCUUCGGAAGGUCGCCGCCAGGAUUCCGUACACGAGAAGCUACGCCCUGAGAAAGGCAUCGCUAGAUCUGCAUGCGUUUAUCAGGGAACGUGUCAAAGAACACCAAGAGACGAUUGAUCCCAACUUUCAUCGCGACUUCAUCGACGGCUACCUCAACAAGGUCACAGAACACCAAGACAACCCAAACUCCCACUUCCGAGAAGCCUACAUCCUGGGCAACGCCAUCGACUUCUUCGUGGCUGGGACGGGCACCGUCGCGGCCAGCAUUCAGUGGCACCUGUUCAACUGCGCCAAGAACCCGGACACGGUGCAGGCAGUCAUCCAGCGGGAGAUCGACGGCGUCAUUGGCCGAGAGAGGGAACCCGCCUGGGAAGACCGCUCGCAAAUGCACUUCACCAUGGCCUGCAUUUGGGAGAUGCUUCGAUGGAGAACGGUCGUCCCGCUUGGGUUGCCCCGGGGAACGCGGGAAGACACCUUCUUCGACGACUACUUCAUACCCAAGGACACUGUGGUCCUGGCCAAUCUCUUGGCGGUCCACAGGGAUCCCGAGCUUUGGGAACGCCCCGAUGAAUUUGAUCCGACCAGGUUCUUGAAAAAAGACGGCACCGGACUCGUGAAGAAACCGGAACAUCUAAUAGCGUUUUCCGUUGGCAAAAGGAUGUGCCCAGCGGAAGCUCUGACCACCGUCGAAAUCUUCUUGUACCUGACCACGUUUCUGCAGAAGUUCCGCGUUUUGCCCGCUGAAGGUCAACAGCUGCCGAACCUGAGUUCCCCGGCCUUAACGGUGGCUCACCCGUCUUUACAGAGGUUGCGUUUCUUACCUCGCUAG